This is a messenger RNA of Antechinus flavipes (yellow-footed antechinus), 760 nucleotides long. RefSeq names its product olfactory receptor 14I1-like. The transcript has a single exon. NCBI's taxonomy places the organism in Eukaryota, Metazoa, Chordata, Mammalia, Dasyuromorphia, Dasyuridae. Gene Ontology annotation, molecular function: olfactory receptor activity; odorant binding; G protein-coupled receptor activity. Gene Ontology annotation, cellular component: membrane. The record is from RefSeq and is a predicted model, not a curated record. Gene Ontology annotation, biological process: G protein-coupled receptor signaling pathway. Bases 195 to 731 code for a protein of 178 amino acids.
GUGAAUAUAUAUUUUCAUUUUAUGGAUUAAAUGUCGUUGCUGUAGAAUGGUCAUAUUAUAGACUUUUAAAUGGUCUGAUUGCUUCUAAAAUGGUGCCAGAAUUAAUUGAAGUUGAUGGCUUUUCUAUGUAAUAAAGUGCUUCUUUGUUCUCCUUCUAGAAUUUGGUAACCUCUCCCCAUAUUGUUAAUUACAGGAUGAAUUACAGGAGCCCAGAAGACCCGAGCAAUUAUACCAUCAUCAUGGAAUUCUUCCUUAUGGAGUAUUCCAGCAUCCGAGAGCUGCAGGUCUUGCACGCCAUUCUUUUCUUGUUGAUAUACAUUGCAACCCUGAUGGGCAAUCUCCUCACUAUCACUGCCAUUAUCACUGAUCCACACCUUCACUCUCCAAUGUAUUUUUUUCUGAGCAACCUUUCCCUCUUGGAUCUUGGCUGCAUCUCAGUCACUCUUCCCAAAUUCAUUGUGAAUUCUCUGACAGGCAAUCAGUCCAUUUCUCUCCUGGGCUGUUGUGCUCAAGUUUUCUUCUCUAUCUUCUUUGGAGCAACAGAAAUUGCUUUGCUUGUGGCGAUGUCCUAUGAUCGCUUUGUGGCCAUUUGCCAUCCCUUGCACUAUGGGGUCACCAUGACACCAUUCCGUUGUCUUUGGGCGGCAACUGGUUCAUGGGUCAGUGGGCUCAUCUAUUCAGCUCUACACACAGGAACAUGUUCCGUCUGCCUUUCUCAGGAUCCAAUGUGAUCCAUCAGUUUUUUUGUGACAUCCCUCAU